Messenger RNA from Daucus carota subsp. sativus, 730 nucleotides. Its product is annotated as mediator of RNA polymerase II transcription subunit 30. The transcript has 3 exons. Gene Ontology annotation, cellular component: mediator complex. The coding region runs from base 54 to 527 and encodes 157 amino acids. Lineage: Eukaryota; Viridiplantae; Streptophyta; Magnoliopsida; Apiales; Apiaceae. The record is from RefSeq and is a predicted model, not a curated record.
CGAACCAUUAUAUUUGAUACUACUAGGCAGGACACACAGAAAUUGUGGAGCAAAUGAGAAUGGCAGAAACAGAAGAAGAGCAAAACAAGAGCAGACAGCAAGUGGGUAUGGAAGGGGAUAAGCAAUUGCAGAACACAAUCAAAGCAGCUAUUCAGGUGUUAUCUACUCUUACUAAGGAGUUUUCUAAUCCCACCUCGUGGCCCACACAAUCCAUGAAAACCAUAAGUGACCAUGCUGGUGAUUACACUCAUCUUUUUGAAAUGUGUGGUGGAGCUCACUACAAAUCCUCUUUUGCUUCUCUCCUUUCUCUUGUUGCUGCUCUCAAGGCUAAAUCACAUGAGAUGAGCUCACCAACACACUGUUCCGUUUCACCUAUGGACGAAGAUGAUGUUGAGAAGUUGGAAGAGCGUGCUUCUACCCUACGCAAGGAGCUUGCAAACAAGAACGAGUAUCUCAAGGUUCUGAUGGAUCAGCUUCGAGAACUUAUGAAUGAUGUAUCAAGCUGGCAAAGUCAAUGUUCUGAAUGAAGGUUCGAGUGGAAUAAUUGAUUGUCUGUAGAAGUUAUAGGAUUAACCACCUCCUCUGGAUUCUCAGUUGGGGCUGUUGUUAUCCCCCAUUCAAUUACGCUAUUUACUGACGAAACCAGAUCAUAUUCCUCUCUUCUUUUUUUUUUCGCUAAUUGUAACCAGAUCAUAUCUUCUUCGAAUGCAAUAGUAGUUUUCUUUUUAAA